AUGUCAAAACGACCUUCUUCCGGUAAGGGGGUGAAACCGAACCGUAACAGAAACAAGCCAGUAAAGCAAGUUAAAAAGAUGAGAAAAUCUUCUCUGUCAAGAGCUCAAAAGAACUUCUCUGUUUUCCAGCAGCAGUCUCAUGAGAAUAAAUACGAGAGUUUACAAUCUAUCAGAGAUGAUGGUGAAGACGCUGGGGACGAAGUUGUGUUUCUGCAUGAUGAAGGGAAAGAUUUGAAUUCUGAUGAUAUCGAUGAAGUAUCUGUAUCGGAGAAUGACUUGGACCUAGAAGAUGAGGAGGACGAAGAAGAAGGUGAAGAAGAAGAACCAGUGGGAACCGCGGAUGGUAUUAUUGGUAAUAAUUCAUUAGACGCAAACGAGGACUUUAUUGCAUUUGAUUUAUCAGAACCGGAGGAGGAUGAGCAUGAAAACGGGUUUGAAGAACAUUCUGAGCCAGAGACGGCAGGAAAAGAAGAAAUAGAGGAAGGAGAAGGAGAUAAGCUCAGGCACAAUGCAGAUUUCCCAUGGAUACUCAAUCAUGAUCACUCUAAGCAGCGGGAAAUUGCGGAUUGGCUAACACUAGAGAUUAAAGAUUUUGUUUCCUAUAUCUCGCCUAAUAGACAAGAGAUCGAACAACGUAACCAAGCCAUUGCAAAAUUGAAAGAGGCAGUCGUAGAGCUAUGGCCUGAUUCAAGUUUGAACUGUUUUGGUUCUUAUGCAACAGAUUUAUAUUUACCUGGAUCAGAUAUUGAUUGCGUGGUCCGAAGUGCAUCUGGAGAUAAGGAAAAUAGAAAUGCAUUAUAUUCAUUAGCAUCGUUCUUAAAGAGGAAACAAUUAGCUACUCAAGUGGAAGUUAUCGCAAAGGCAAGAGUGCCUAUCAUUAAAUUUGUGGAACCAGAAUCCAAGAUACAUAUCGAUGUUUCCUUUGAAAGAACUAAUGGUCUUGAGGCGGCCCGAGUCAUUCGUGGAUGGUUAGAGGAGCAACCGGGACUUAGAGAGUUGGUUCUUAUAGUCAAACAAUUUUUGCAUGCAAGACGGUUGAACAACGUCCAUACAGGUGGUCUUGGUGGGUACAGUAUCAUUUGCUUAGUUUACACUUUUUUAAAACUCCAUCCAAGGGUGUUAACGGGAGAUAUUGACCCAUUGGAAAACCUUGGUGUGCUUUUGAUAGACUUUUUUGAGUUGUAUGGUAAAAAUUUCGGUUAUGAUGACGUUGGAAUCAGUGUAAGUGAACAUGAAGCUAGAUAUAUCCCUAAGAACGAACAUCCAGAUUUGUCUGCUGGAAGGCCGCGCUUUUCGCUCUUGAUUCAAGAUCCUGGAGAUCCUUCCAAUAAUAUCAGUAGAGGUUCCUUUAACUUAAGAGAUAUCAAGAAGGGAUUUGCCGGUGCGUUUGAUUUACUGGCCAAUAGAUGCUUCGAAUUGGAUUCUGCUACUUUCAAAGAUCGGAUUGGAAGUAGUAUAUUGGGUAAUGUGAUCAAGUACAAGGGAACAAAAAGAGAUUUCAACGACGAAAGAGAUCUGGUUAUCAAUGAAGCCAUCCAGGAGAACGAGAAAUACCAUAACAAGAGGGGUAGAAUAGUCCAUGAUGAUUUAUUCACCGAUAUUAGUGAUAUUGAAGCUGAAGAAGAAAUCUACCAGGUGCAGGAACCUCCAACUAAAAAGACUAAGAAGGACAAGAGUAAAGAAAAGAAGGAAAGAAAAGAGAAGAGAAGGGAAAAGAGAAAGAAGCAACAGCUCAAAGAAAAUACUGAGAGGGUACAAGAGGUCGAAGAAGAUAAUUAUGAUCCGACUGAGGCAAUUAUUGUUAAUGACGAACCAUCCGAACAAGAAGAUGAUUAUGAUCCUAGUAAACCUUCCGUAGAUGAUUACAUGGGCUUGCCGGAAGAAAACAAUGAUGAAAAUGACAAGGAUACCAAAGAAGAAGCGAGAACACCAGUGAUAAACCUUAUAGAAGAUGAAAAUGGUGCCAGUGACGAUUCGAACUCUGAUCCGAAAAUGCAACUAGUAGACAAACAGACCAAAAGAGAUUAUUGGUUAAGCAAAGGCCAAGCCAUGUAA
This is a messenger RNA of Kluyveromyces lactis, 2055 nucleotides long. RefSeq lists its product as uncharacterized. The transcript has a single exon. Gene Ontology annotation, cellular component: nucleolus; TRAMP complex. The record is from RefSeq and is a predicted model, not a curated record. Gene Ontology annotation, molecular function: mRNA binding; poly(A) RNA polymerase activity. Bases 1 to 2055 code for a protein of 684 amino acids. NCBI's taxonomy places the organism in Eukaryota, Fungi, Ascomycota, Saccharomycetes, Saccharomycetales, Saccharomycetaceae. Gene Ontology annotation, biological process: RNA 3'-end processing.